Molecule: messenger RNA, 915 nt
Organism: Ruditapes philippinarum (Manila clam)
Lineage: Eukaryota; Metazoa; Mollusca; Bivalvia; Venerida; Veneridae
Product: caveolin-1-like
Exons: 2
Coding region: 128-505 (125 amino acids)
Biological process (GO): caveola assembly
Cellular component (GO): caveola
Molecular function (GO): molecular adaptor activity
Source: RefSeq, a predicted model, not a curated record
AAUAAAGUUGCCAAGAGUGGUGUAUAAAAAUUAUUCGGCUUGCCUUGCCACUUUCAUUGUACCAGUCGCUUUAACGGUGGACCAUUAGUUAUUUCCUUCUCCUCGAAGCAAACACUUGUUCCCAGCCAUGGAUGUAGAUCUUGUCAACAGAGAUCCCAACGGGCUUAACACCCAUUUGAAGGUCCAAUUCGAAGAUGUCUUGGCGGAACCCGAGGGAGCCCGUAGUAUCGACUGCGUCUGGAAGCUGUCUUACACCUGCUUCAAUCUUUGGCUCGGACUUUGCUACAAACUUCUGACCCUCUGCUACGGAAUCUGUAUUGCCGCCGAGUGGGGUUGCGAAUUCGCUUCGAUUGCUUUCUACCACGUCUGGUACAUCACACCAAUCUUGAGAAUGUGCGAGAUCAACUGUGCUGUGUUCACCAAGGUUACCAAGACCUGCAUGGGUUGUUGCAUGGAGCCAUGUUGCGAAGCUUGCGGUGCUCUCUUUGUCCAUUUCAAGAAAUAGACAGCUAAAAUUAAAUAAACUUCAUUGUUUUCGCAAACUUUUCUUUUUGUGUUAAAAUAAUAUUUCGAACUGAUAAACUUAAAAAAGGACGAAAAAGAAAAGAGAGCGAUGAUGUAAUUAAUGGAUAAACUUUUAGUAAAAUAUAUAAUGGACUUAAUUUUACAAGAAAAUAUAAAAGAUAUUUCUUAGAUAAACUGAAGACGCAAGCAGCUGUUUAGUGCGCAUGCGUCGACAAUGACGUUUUGUCUAAGUAAUUUCAUAACUAAACCCCGUUACAAGCGACUGUGAUAUUUUUUCUCGAUAUUCAUUUAUAUAUUUAUUGAUGCAUGUAAUUUCAUGUUAUUAACUUGUUAUAUAUGUGAAUAUUUUUCAUAUAAAAAUAUUAAAAUUGAUGAAAAAAACCUUAAAAA